GUUGGGUUUGUUUUGGAUUGACAUGGCGUCCAGCUCAGGGUCUGUUGCUUUGGCUGAGAAGCUGCAGGGUCUGAAUGGGCUGUUUGCGAUCCACAAAAAGAAAGGACCCACUUCAGCAGACGUGCUGAAUCUCCUGAAAGCUAACCUUUUAAAAGAGGCUGGCAUCAAGCAACAUCCAAUGAAAAGAAAAAAACAGGUUCUGAAGUUGGGACACGGAGGAACCCUGGACAGUGCAGCAUCAGGAGUGCUUGUGGUUGGCAUUGGCAAAGGGACCAAAAUGCUUGGUGGAAUGUUGUCCUGCUCCAAGAUAUAUACAACAAUUGGGGAAUUUGGAAAAGCCACAGACACAUUCGAUGCUCUCGGGACUGUGACAGAUGUACAGUCAUAUGAUCACAUAACAAAGGAUGACCUGGAAACUACUCUGAAGAAAUUUACAGGAAACAUUAUGCAGACUCCUCCAAUAUAUUCUGCUUUGAAGCAAAAUGGGCAACGACUUUCCUGUUUAGUAAAGAAGGGAGAAGCUGUGGAAGCUAAACCUGCUAGACCCGUUGUGGUUUUUGGUCUUUCUGUACAAGAUUACAAUCCUCCUCUCUUUACUCUGAAUGUUGAAUGUGGUAGUGGGUUUUAUGUCCGCAGUUUGGUUAAUGACCUUGGCAAAGAACUUUCUUCAUGUGCCCAUGUAAAGGAGUUGAUCAGAACCAAACAGGGUCCUUUCACUUUGGAUGAACAUGCACUUCAAGAGGAGAAAUGGACAAUCAGUGAAAUAGUAAAAGCUGUAGAGUCCUGCGUGCAAUUAGUUCCAUCUGAAGCAGCAUUAAAGAAAUUGAAGAUAAACUAUCAGGAUGACACUGAACAAGUGAAAGAAGCUGCCUGAUAUUGAGAUACGUUUCUUGUUGAAAAAACAAAGUAAGGAAUACAAUGUAAUCUGAAUUAUUCUGCAGUACAGUUCACAUUCUUAGUUAUGAACCACACUGAUUAAUAGUUAUUUUAAAAUAUUCUUUGAAAAUCCCAAGAAUGUUGACCCUUUGUGUUGCAUAAUUAGUCAAUUCAGUUUUGUAAGACUGAACAAUAUUUGGAUGGUGGUUGUUAACAAGAGAGGGUCAGUUAACAUCCUGGAUACUUUGCUUUGUUGAAAUGUUCAAGUUACAUAAUUCUCCCUCUAAUGCAAGAUUUUAAUCACUCUUAAUAGUUAUUAAGUAAAAAAUGAAUAAAAAGUUUGAAAACUUAAUGUUGAAGCUGUGUUUGAUCAAUAAUUGAUAACAGUUUUCAUUGCUGUAUAUUGAUCAUUUAUAACACUGUGAAACUUUUGGAUUGAAACAUAUUGAAUCUUCUACAACUUUGCAGCUCUGUUAUGGGUUGUAAUAUUCUCUUCCUCAUUAGAAAUGACACCUUUCCUCCGUACGGCAGUUCAUCCCUACGGCAUAUAUGUUUUGUUAAAAAUGUCUUAAUGGGGCUGCGUCACAUGCAGUUAGUCAAAUUCGGUUAAAACUUCAAGGCAAUGUUUUAAAACUGUCCUUAAAGCAUUUUCAAACUAAAACAGAAAUUGCUGGUGAAACUCAACAGAUGUGGCAGCAUCUGUGGGAAGAAAGCAGAGUUAACAAUUCAAGUCUCUUGGCGACUCUUCAUAAGAACACUUAGCAGCUCGGCAAAAUUUAUGUCUAUGCUGAAGACAAAGUUGGGGGGUGGGGUAGGUUUGGAAUGAGAUGAGCAUAUAGUGGAGAUGGAGUCCAAAGAGAGAUAUGAAUUUAUGAAUAGUAGACCAGGACAAAAGAAAAGCUAAAAUUGUAAAACUAAGCGUAGUAGAGAAUAAGUGAGUUGCACUGAAAACAUUCCGCUAUCCAGCCAUGACAGAUAGUAGAAUUUAAAUUCACUCCAAAUCUGGACUUAAGAAUCAAACGAUGACUUUGAAUCUAUAGUCAAUUGUCAGAAAAACCCAUCUGGUUCACUAAUGUCCUUCAGGGAAGGAAACCUCUAUCCUUACCUGAUCUGGCCGACGUGUGACUCUGGACCCACAGCAAUGUGGUUGACUCUGAACUACCCUCUGGGCAAUUAGGGAUGGGCGAUAAAUGCUGCCUAGCCAGCGAUGCCCUCAACCCGUGAACAAAUAAAAUAAAACAAGAAUAAGACAAACAUGGUAUAAGGCCUUGGAGUGGGUGAGAAUGGGUUUCAUAAUCGGACUGGGUGUGGGAUGAAUAAAAAACAUUGAAGCCUGGAAACAGGCUGUAAAUUUAUUGAACUUGAUAUUGAGUCUUUGAGACUGCAGGGUCCCUAACUGGAAAAAGGGAUUCUUUGAGCUUGACAGUCCUGUGACAGAAAUGAUGGCAUGGGAACACGGUGGUGUGUUGAAGUGACAAGUAACUGAAAGCUCCGUGUCACUUUUGUGGACAGAACAUAGGUGUUUUGCAAAACAGUCACCCAGUCUGUAUUUUGUCAUCCCAGUAUAGAAGAGCCCACACGAUGAACAAUGAAUACAACAGACUAGGUUCGAGACAACAAAACUGCAGAUGCUGAAAUCCAAGGUAGACAGAAAGGAGGCUGGAAAAACACCACGUGGGUAGCAUCUGAAGGAGAAGAAGUCAACAUGUCGUGUAUUACCUUUUCUUAGGGCUGGAUGUGGGGGGUAAGUGGAAUCGUGGUGAUAGGUGGAUACCAUUUGUAGGUACAACCUGAUUGGUUGAUGGGAAGAAUGAAUCUGCUUAGUAGCUGGAAUGGCAGGGAGGAGGCCAUAGGUUGAAAGGGAGGAGAUGGGCUGGAAAGGGAGCCAGGAGAUGGGUGGGAAGGUUAUUCGAAAUUGGAGAGCUCAGUGUUAGGUCCUUUUGGGUUAUAAGGUGUUCAGACAGAAGAUAAGGUGUUGUUCCUCAAAUUUGCAAUCUGAUUCCCUGCAACACUGGAGGAACACUGGAGGAGGCUGAGGAUGGACAUGUUGGAGGGGGAGUGGUGGGUGGAGUUGAAAUGGGCGGUGACCGAGAGGUUAGGCUGGCCAUUUUGGCCCGGGCGAAGAUGCCUUGCAAAACGAUCACUUAGUCUAUGUUUGGUCACACUGACGUACAGAAGAUCCCAUAGUUUCCAUUUCGGGUGACUGUUUACGGACUGACAUCUACUAUAAAUGCACUGACUCCCAUAGCUACAUGGAUCACACAUUCGCCCACCCUGUAAUCCUGCAAAAACUCCAUCCCAUUUUUCUGAUUCUUCAGCCUCUGUUGCAUCUGCUCUGAUGAGGAGAUUGUUCUACUCCCAAGCAUUCUGGAUGUCCUAUUUCUUUCUGGGCACCCUGCAGUUCUGAGGACUUGAUAUUGAGUUCUCUAAUUUCAAAUAACUUUCCCACCCAUCGCCCAGCUCUCUUUCACUCUGUCUACCGCUUCCUUUCUCUCAUUCUGCCUCCUAACCUGAUUCAUCCCUCGCAUUGACCAAUCUGGUCGUACCGACUACCGGUGUCCACCUAUCACCACCAUUCCUCGACUCCCCCCACCCCUCUCUUUAUCUGCAGCUCCCCACCCCCUCCACAUCCAGUUCUGAAGAAAGGUAAUACCUGAAACAUUGACUACUUCCCCAGAAGCCAUCUGGCUUGCUGUGUUUUCCCAGCCUCCUCCUUGAAUGCAAUAGACUAGAUUGAAUGGAGUACAAGCAAAUUGCUGCUUCUCCUGGCAGGUAUUCCUGGAUUGAAGGUGUUGAGGAAGGAGAAGGCAAACGGGCAGCUGUUACACCUUGUGCAGUUGAAUGGGAGGGUUUUGUGGGGAGGUGUUUGAGUGGAUGAAUGUGUCCCAGAGGGAACAGCCCCUGGGGAAUGCUAACAAGGAGUGGAGGGGAGUAUGUGUCCAGUUGUAGUAUUGCAGUGAAGAUGACAAAAAUGGCAGAUGUGGAGGCUGGAGUGGUAAGUGAGGACCAGGUGAGAAUGCUAUCACUGUUGUGACCACUUUGCAGAAAACCUAUGUUCUGUCAGCAAAAAUGACAGAGGUUCCAAUUACCUGCCAUUUCAACACACCAAUAUGUUGACUGGCCAACAUUUCUGUUGCAGGUCUACUGUAGUGUUUCAGCGAGCCACAGCGCAAGCUCGGAGAAUAAUAUUUUCUGGUUGGGGAUCCUGCAGCUUCUAAGAUUGAAUGUAGAAUUCAGUAAUUUUAGAGUCUGAUUCGAUUCUUCUGUUUCUUUUUUACCCAUCCCACACCUGUUCCUGUUACAAAAUGGCUUGUUUUCGGCACAGUUACCCAUUCUUUCCUCCUCUUAGCUCUUAAUAUCACUUAUGCAGUUUUUUACUGUCCAUAAUUUCCUUGUUUACCUACCCCUUCCAUAUCUCUGUGGGCUCCAUCUCCACAUAUCGGCACACUCUCUCUCUCACUCUGUCUUCUGUUACCCCUCCGUCCACACUUUGUCUUUGGCACAAAUGUCGCUUUUCCCGAGCUGACAGUUCUAAUGAAAAGGCUCCAGACUUUAAUAUAUUAAACUCGGCUUUGUUCCCACAGGUGCUGCCAGACGUGCCGAGUUUUGCCAGCGAUGUCUGUUUUGUUUCAAAUCUCUAGUAUCUGCAGUUCUUUGUUUUAUUUUAAUAUUUUAAAACAGUAUUCGGCCCGAAAUGCUCAAGUUAUUACAGCUGUCCUGUGACAACAAUUUCUGAAUAAGUGCAAUUGUCUGGCUUUCUUUAAAGUUAUACCUCUUGAAGCACAGAUUAGAUUAGCAGUUGCUAAAUAUCACAAUAUAUUCUUAUGCUGGGAAUAACUCUUUGAAGCCAUAUGGAAAGUUAUUUUAGCUUCUUAUUGAAUUGAAUGGAUGAUUUUUUAAAAGGUAUAGUGGUAGUCAGAUUCAUUGUGCUUCAGUAAAUCUCAAAUCCCAUGAUAUUGUGGGAGCCUCAUUGCAUCUGUCUUGCCUCCUUAGCAUGAUCUGACGUCCCUUUUGGCCUUGAUGUCAACCCCAACCCAUUUCUCUUACCACCCUUUGAUCCUGCUGCGUGGGACCAUCUAUUCACCAUUCAUUUUUCAAUCAUCAAAAGUCACGUUUGAAUGCAUUUGCCCUGUAUUUUGGCUAAAAUAGAGUUUUUGUCAAUGCAUGUAUAACUUCACAAUGCAGACUGAAUAUCCGUAGUCAAGUGAAAAUAAUCUCUACCAAGCAGUGUUUCUCGGAAUUCUAUAAAUAGCAGAUGAUAAAAGAAGAAUUGAUAUUUAGGAACAGUAACUGAAAAUUCCUUAGCAAAGCUACCAGAUGUAAGUUGCUGAUGAGUUAAAGUUACACAAGACAUACUCGAUGCAUACAAUAGCAGCAUAAUUUCUGCAGUAAUAUACUUGCCACUUAUUAAUAUAUAAUGGGUGCAAUGCAGUAUUUCUCCAUCUAAGAUGUGGGAUUUAAUGGUCCAAUUUUUUUUAGUGUUAAAGUUUUUGAAUUUAAAUUUUUAAAAUUUUUGAAUAGCUUAAACUUCUAGAUGUUGGUGCCUUCAACAAAUGCUGUUUUCUUGAGUAUUGAAGUGUGUUAAAACUGGGUUGUCCAGAAAUAAAAAAGCAUGUGAUGAAUCACUUCCAAAUAUUACACUGUGUGAAGUAGCUAAACAGUUUCUUCUGGUCAGACUUAAUGCUGUUGUUAAUUAAUGUUUCAGAAAGAUGUUUGGAGUAGUAUAUGUAGAUCACUUGAUACAUUCUUUUUUUAAUUCCUCAAAGUGUCAUGUUGAGCAGUCACAUUUCCAUAGUCGCUUUUAAUGAAAUGGAUUAGGAGUGUAAAAUAAUAUGGGCAAAAAACUUCAGUGUGCUUUGGUGCAGAGGGAUCUAGGUGUCCUCGUGCAUAAAUCUCAAAACUAGUGUGCAGUUACAGCAGGUACUAACGAAGGCAAAUGGAACUUUCACGUUUAUUGCUAAAGGCAUACAGUAUAAAAGUAGGGAGGUGUUGCUACAAGUAUACAAGGCAUUAAUGAGACUGCAAUGGAGUCUUACAGUUUUAGUACCCCUUUUUGAGGAUAGAUAUAGUUGCAUUGAAGACAGUUCAGAGGAAGUUCACUCAAUUGAUUCCAGAGAUAAGGGCUUUGCCGAAUGAAGAGAGAUUGACUAGUUUAGGCUUAAACUCUCAAGAUUUUAGAAGAAUGAGCGGAGAUUUGAUAACAAAGGGGAUUGAUAUAGUAGAGAGGAUGUUUCCUCUUUGGACAACUCCAUUUGAAAUUCAGAUUUUUUUCAAUGGUUAAACCCUUACAUCUUGAUGUAAAAUAUAAUGGUGCAGUCGCAAUGAAAAAUCUUAUGCUGCAUUAGAAAAUGGUUGAAAUGCCAUUUCAAAACUGGAUUGAUUAGUCCAAGGAAAUAAUUUUUUGCAAAGAGGAAAAAGUAACGUUCCCUGAAACCUUUGGUUAUUUGCCACACUAUGUAGAUUUCCUGAUUCAUUUCAUCGCAGAAAUAUAUCUUAUUGCCUGUCUUUGUAUGCUAUUCCAGUUUUCUGAGCAGCGUCAUCCACAUCCCAAGAGCAAUUAGAUUGUGUAGUAUGAUUCUGCUAUCUUUUAAUUGCUUGCUACCAUUCUAUUACUAAUUUCACAAUUAAUAAUUUUCAAUUCCAUCUCUUGUGGAACCAUCUAGAAUGAGAGGUCAUAGCUUUCGGAUAAGGGUUUGCUGAUUUUAAAAUAGAUGAGCAGAACUUAGUUCUUUGAGAGUAAUGGAUCUGUGAGUUCGGAACCCGAAAGUGCAAUGGAUGCCUGGACACUUAAAAGGAGACAGAUGAUUUUUAAUUAGUAACUGAUUGAAGAGUUAUGGAGAGUGGGCAGGAAAGUGGAGUUGAGGCCAAGAUGAGAUCAGCUAUGAUCAUAUUGAAUGGCAUUGCAGGCUUGAGACACUGGAAUUUGUACUCUAGCUCCUAGUUCUUUUUACUUCCAAAUUAGGAGAAUUUAGAAAAUUAUGUUAAACAAUAAUUUUAAAAAUCAAUCAUUUUUCAUGUGUUUUUAAAGUAAUUGGUGAUUAAAAUAUUUAGAAGAAAUGUGAUAGUAAAUGUUUUUAAUUGCUGUGUUUUUUUUUGAAGACCACUUCUCAUAAGGGAUCAACUCUUUGUUGUACACUUCACUGGGUGCCAACUGCCCUUCAGUGGAUUUCCCAGAUGUUCAUUAUUUGUGGAAUGUAGCGUACAUCCGGUUAAUCUUGCUGCUAAUAGCUAGACGUACCCUUUACUGCUUUUUGCCAAAUGUAAACUUGUCUAAUUUAACCUUCCAUGGCCCACUGAGCUUGGCAGUAAGGUCAGUUUAUACAUUUUGCUGCAAUGGAUGGGGUGAUUGAAGCAAAAUCCCUAUUUUUUUUAGUCAACUGCUGAGACAUCAAAUAUGUUUCUUUUGUGCACUUACAUCUUUGUAGCUAUUCACUUCUUUGAGCAUUGUCAAGUUAGAUGUAAGUCAGGCCCUUUGAUAGAUGGAGAAAAAGAUCAAUUUUUGGUUUUCCACUUGGUUUCUUCUUGUCAUCUAUUUAGUACUAACUGGAGCAAGUUCUUGUUUGAACCUAGUUCUGUGUUGAACUUUGUUCCCUCAUUAUUGCCAAUGAUCAGAGUCAAGUCUGAAUACAACCCAGUUGACAAGAUAAUCCACUGAAAGGGCUUUAUGUUGAUGUAUAAGUAUGUCAUAAAGUGGGAGCUGUGAAGCUAGUUGCCAAUGUUUAUGAAGUAACCAUUGAAUCAUGCAAGUAUUUUUCUGAAAAAUUACAACUAAGAAAUGGUGCUGAAAACAACAAAUGCUGGAGCUCACAACAGCUCAUACAGCAUCCAUGGAAAGAGAGCAAGUUAAGAGCUGGACUCAAAACACUAGCUUGCUCUCUUUCCAUGUAUGCUGUCUGAGCUGCUAUAAUGUCUACAUUUGCUGUUUUCAGUAGAGAUUUCCAGCAUCUUCAUUAAUUUGCUCUGUGCUAAGAAAUGGUUCCUUUAUUCACAUUUUGGUUGCUUUUUCCAUUUCACACUGAGUAUUGGUAUUUCUAAUCAACAGUCUGUGCAUAUGUUGUCCGUUUGGAGGGUCAAAUUACAUACAAGGCAAAACUGAUAAAUUUGCACUUGUAUGACACUUUUCACAAGUCAGGACACCCUAAAGUACUUUACAGAUUCUGACGCUCUGCUGGUCCCUUCGCAUUCCAGCAGUGGAAGCAAUUCUGUUUUGUAAUUUUUGCCAUUCAGAUUGAUUCACCCAAUUUAUACUGCAGCAUGAGUAGUUAACAACAAAAAGCUGCAUGCUGUCAAAAUUACAUGCACAUCUGUCACAAACUAAGUUUGUGCCAUGUGGCCUGAAUUUCUGGUGCUUGUGCAGUUACCAGUUACUUGAAGAAAGUUGAUGCAGGUGAGCAAGAAACUACUGACAUCCAUGGACGGGUUGAGCACCAAGUCCUCAUGCAGCAGAGCAAAAGUGCCUUGCCCCAUCAAUAGUGCACGGUAUUUAUAUUUGACACUACCACAGAUAUGAAUUUUUGGCUCUUCUGCCUAACUUAAUUUUGUUUAUUUUGAAGAUACAGUGACUAUCUCUGCUGUACACUACUGUAAUGGAAUAUAACCUGUUCAUCCUGAAAUUUCUAAUAGUAAAUGAAAGCAACUUUUCCUUUUUUUCAGAUUGUUAGUGUUACCUCAGUUCUCAUUCAAUAUAUUAAACUGCAGAAGAUGAAAAGUCAGGAGUAUGAUCUAAAAAGAAAUAGUGUAAAUUACGAAGUGCUUAAAUAAUUCAAACUGGUAAAGAAGGCGGGAUGAUUUUUCUUCUUUCACAGAGUGUGGGUGUUGCUCACUAAGCCAGCAUCUGUUACCCAACUUGUCCUUAAAAGGAUGGUACUAAGCAGCCUUCCUGAAGUGCUGCAGUCCAUGUAGUGUAGGUAUGCCUACAAAAAAACAGCACAAAUCCAAACUAGCCAAUUAUCACCCAAUCUCUUUACUCAGCAGAAUGUUAGAAGGAAUUGUCAACAGUACUAUCAAGUGACAGCAAUAUAUGUAAUGGUAUAGCAUGCUCACUGAUGUUCAAUUUAGGUUCUACCCAGGCCUCUCAGCUCCUGACUUAAGAUUCCCUAUAGUAUGGAAACAGGCCCUUUGGCCCAACAAGUCCACACUGCCCCUUAGAGCAUCCCACCCAGACCCAUCCCCCAAAACACUACAGGCAAUUUAGCAUGGCCAGUCCAUCUCACCUGCCCAUCUUUGGACUUUGGGAGGAAACCAGAGCCCCUGGAGGAAAUCCAAGCAGACACGAGGUGAAUGUGCAAAUUCCACACAGACAGUCACCCGAGGCUGGAAUUGAACCCGGGUCCCUGGUGCUCUGAGGCUGCAGUGCUAGCCACCGUGCCGUCCUUAAUUACAGCUUUCGUCAAAAUGUGGACAUAAGAGCUGAACUCGGGUGAGACAAGAGUGACUCCUCUUGACAUUAGCACAGCUUUUGACUGUAUAGUAUCGAGAUACGUACCAAAGCUAGAGCCAUAGAAUCACACAGCAACAGAAUCAGACCCUUCAAUGCAACUCAUUCGCGCUGAUCACACAUCCCCAUAUGACCCAGUCCCAUUUGCCAGUGUUUGGCCCAUAUUCCUCUAAACCAUUCCUAUUCAUAUACACAUCUAGAUGUCUUUUAAAUGUUGCCAUUGUACCCACCUCCACCUCCUCAUAUGGCAGCCUGUUCCAUGCACACAUCACCAUCUGUGUGACAAAGUUACUCCUCUGAUCCUUUUUAAAUCUUUUCCCCUCACCUUAGAUCUAUGCCAUCUAAUUUUGGACUCUCACACCCUAGGGAAAAAACCUAGGCUGUUCACCCUAUCAAAGGCAAAAAAAACCAGCCUAUUCAGUCUCUCCCUAUAACUGAAACUCUUCAGACCCGGAAAUAUGCUUGUAAAUAUUUUCAGCACUCUGUCACGUUUAACAACAUCCUUCCCAUAAAAGAGUGAGCAGAUUGUAGGCAGUAUUCUAAAAGUAGUCAAAUCAGUGUCCUGUGCAUUUGCAACAUGAUGUCCCAAAUCCUAUGCUCCAAUGUUCUUUUAGUUGAAUUGAAUGAUUUAUUGUUACUUGUGUUUUACAAUGAAUAAUCCAUCCCAAUCUGGCCCAAUUUUGAAUAGUUUAAGAAUUAAAAGAUAUAACGGAUAAAAAGUCUAUCUUGUACACAUUGUGUGUUCAUUGCAGGAUGGAGGGCUGGGGAUGAGAUUAUUGCCCUUGGCACUUUUUAUUAGCCUGAAUGUUUGCUGUCACUAUCUGAUCAAGUUUGAAUGCUGUCCAGGUCUUGUUGAGUAUGGACAUGGACUGCUCCAGUAUCUGAUGCAACAUUAGUGAAAUCAUUAGUGAGUAUUCUCACCUCUGACCUCCUGAUGAGGGAAGCUCAAAAUGUUCUUUACUUAUUCAUAAAUUAAUGCAUAAUAUUUUUGAAGCUAUGGAGGUUUAGCCUGGAGACUUCCUUUGGACAACUGCAUUUGAAAUUCAGAUUCUUUCAAUGGCUAAACCUGUACAUCUUGAUGUAAGAUAUAAUGGUGCAGUUGCAAUGCAAAAAUCUUAUGCUGCAACAGAAAGUGGUUGAAAUGCCAUAUGAAAACUGGAUUGAUAAGUCCAAGGAAAUAAUUUUUUGCAAGAGGAUAAAGUAAUGUGCUCUGAAACCUUUGGUUAUUUGCCACAAUAUGUAGAUUUCCUAAUUCAUUUCAUUGCAGAAAUAUAUCUAUUUGCCUGUCUUUACAUGCUAUUUUGGUUUCCUAAACAGUGUCAUCCACGUCCCAAGAGCAAUUAGAUGGUAUAGUAUGAUUCUGCUAUCUUUUAAUUGCUUGCUACCAUUCUAUUACUAACUUCACAAUUAAUAAUAUUCAAUUCCAUCUGGAAGAACAAGGUCAGCAGAUACAUUGGAACAUCUUCACCUGCAAGUUCCCCUCCAAGUCACUCACCAUCCUGAUUUGGAAAUGUAUCACGUUUCCUUCGCUGUCGCUGGCUUAAAAUCCUGGAAUUCCCACAGUGAUGUUGUGUAGCACAUGGACUGCAGUAGUUCAAGAAGAUAGCCUCACUACCAUUUUCUCAAGGCCAGUUAGGGACGGGCACUAAAUGUUGUUCAGCCAGUGAUGGCCACAUUCCAGAAAUGAAUUAAGACAAAUGGUACCACCUGUUUUUUUUGUAAGAUUUAUUGAUUCUAUUCCCUCUCUGCCUAAAUGCUCACAAUUUUGACAUCAACCAAAACUCUGCUGGUUCCUCAAGAUGGAAUUGUCCUUCAUUGUACAAAGUCCAAUUGUACCAGCAUCCCCAGUUGCCCAGAGCACAGUUAAGAGUCAGCCACAUAACAGUAAUCACUCAUUAUCGUUGCGCUGGCUGGCCUUAUGUGGGCUUCCACUUGAGUGAUAUGAUUUCAACAUUCUUGUCCUUGUUUUUAAAAUUGCUCUGUGACCUUACUGCUUCCAAUUUCUGCAGUCUUAACAGCUCUACAACAUUUCCAGAGAACUGCACUGUUCUGAUACUGACUUGCUAAACCGUUGUCAAUUUUAAUUGCUUUACCAUUGGUGACUGUCCCUUCAGAAAUCCAGGCCUUAAGGUCCAGAUUUUCCUCCCUCCACCUAUUAGCUUCUCUGUCUUGCUUUCCUCCUUUAGUAAAGCAAAAACGUUGUACCUGCUGAAAAUCUGAAUACAAACAGACGUGGGAAAAACCUAGCAGGACUGGCAACAGUUAUGAAGGGAGAAUUCCUCAAAUCUGAACUCUGAUGUGAAGAAGCCAAAAUGUUAAUUGUUUCUCUCUCUAUAGAUGCUGGCUGACCUGCUUUCUCCAGCUUUGUUUUUAUUCUUAGCUUAAGAUGCUUCUUAAGACCAAUCUUAAUUGUCUACUGUAAUCACAUGACUGCCAAAUUUUGCAUCCAUGUACAUUGGAAUUAUUUAUUACGAUGUGUAUUAUAAGUGCUUGAUAUUGCCAUGUUGUCUGAAAGAGGUUUUGUCAAUCUUAGGAACUUUGUUCAAUCCCUAAUUGUAAAAGAAUCUUGUUCAAAUACAUGCUUUCAACUUUUGAUCUCCUUCAUGAUCUUAGCUUUCUGUUCCCUUUCAACUGGAUGCAUUGUUUGGCAUAUUCUGCUUGAGUCGAGUUACAACUUCGAAGUGUAUGGAAAAAAAAUCGUUGUUUAUGAUUUAUCAACAUGAUUCAAAAUAUCCAGCAGUCUAGUUCAUCUGCGGAUAUGCAGACAGAUAUGUGUUUUACAAUUUUAGUAAUCAUAUUAAAUUACAAUUUACAAAUAUACUUAAGUUGCUUUAUUCUGUUCUGAAAAUUAUGUAAAAAUGACCAAGAUUCCCACUAUCUCUUUGGAAUGCAAAGAAUGUAAUGCCCUACUUUGUUGAGUGCUUUGUAAUCUGUUUAAAGCCAGACUGAACAGUGCUUGGAGUUUUCUAAUGCAUUCUGUACAUUGAUUCCUAAUAAAACUGCACCAAGAAUGGAUAAGAGAA
Stegostoma tigrinum is the source of this 12336-nucleotide messenger RNA. It is a transcript of the gene trub1, whose product is annotated as TruB pseudouridine (psi) synthase family member 1. The record is from RefSeq and is a predicted model, not a curated record. Gene Ontology annotation, biological process: mRNA pseudouridine synthesis; tRNA modification. Gene Ontology annotation, cellular component: mitochondrion. The transcript has 8 exons. The coding region runs from base 23 to 874 and encodes 283 amino acids. NCBI's taxonomy places the organism in Eukaryota, Metazoa, Chordata, Chondrichthyes, Orectolobiformes, Stegostomatidae. Gene Ontology annotation, molecular function: RNA binding; pseudouridine synthase activity.